AUGGUCCCCGCCGCCGGCGCGCUGCUCUGGGCCCUGCUGCUGAGUCUGGGGUCCCCGGCGGCGGGGGCCCAGGGCCAGGCCCAGACUCCGUCGGGGCUGCAGCGGGUCAGCUUCCGCCUCGGGGGCCCGCUGACCCGCAGCUACCAGACCAGCAGCCGGAGCAGCGGAGCCUGGAAGACGAAGGUGACCCUGGAGGAUGAGGACGACGCCGUGGCCACCGCCGACCGCCUGGCAGGCCCGGCGGCCUCCGAGCUCCUGGCCUCCUCGGUGGCCACGGGCAUCAGCCACCCCCGCGGGUCCGGGGAGGAGGAGGGGGCUUUGGAGGAGGAGGUUGUCAUUAACGCCAGGAGGAACGGCCCCCACCCCGAGACGCCGCCGCAGACGGCUCCCAGCACGCUCUUUCCUGCCAACACCCAGGAGCGGGAGGUGAGGCUGACGACAAGCCUGGUGCCCUCCACCGACAGGUCGGCCCCCGAGCCGCUGGGCUCCGAGGCCACCACCCUGAGCCAGUGGUCGACAGCCGGGGCCACCCCCAACCGCUGGCCGCCACCCUCUGCCACAGCCAUGCCGCCGGCCGAGGACCUGCGGCUGGUGCUGAUGCCCUGGGGUCCCUGGCAUUGCCACUGCAAGUCGGGCACCAUGAGCCGGUCCCGCUCGGGGAAGCUGCAGGGCCUGUCGGGGCGCCUUCGCGCCGGGGCGCUCAGCCAAAUCCGCACGGAGCACCGGCCUUGCACCUACCAGCAGUGUCCCUGCAGGCGGGACCGGGAGGAGUGCCCGCUGGACAGAGAGCUCUGCGAGGACUGCGCCUCUCAGGCCAGCCCCAGCCGCAUGCCCGUCAGCCGCACGUCCAGCCCCAGCCCCAGCCCCAGCCCCAGCCCCGCUCUUGCUUUUUGGAAACGAGUCAGGAUUGGGCUGGAAGAUAUUUGGAACAGCCUCUCUUCAGUGUUCACGGAGAUGCAGCCAGUAAGUGUUUGAGGAUGGAUCUCCAAAGUCCCGAUGGACAAAACCCUGGUGCCAGCCGGUGUGCCUGCAUGAAUUUCUGACUUCUUUGGCGUGUCCACGCAUUGUUGGCCAUUAAUUCCAUCCUAUUUCUGGAACAACUGCUGGCUGGCUGGUUGGUUAUUAGACAACAUGUAUUAUUGGUCAUUAGAUGAUGAUCGACCAAAUAGUUGAGACUGUAGAUAUACAGAGACUUCUUUAUGCACAGAUAACUAAUGAAGGGAUUAAAUAUUAAUCGAUUAGCAGUUUUCAGCUGAUUAAUGCAGCUUGACAGUAAAAACAGCCAAUAUUUGGGGUCUUACUAGGUGCACUUCAUCUGGAUCAAUCCUCACAACCAACCUGAUGGGGUAUUAUUAUCCCCACUUUACAGAUGAAAAUGGGGGUUCCAAGGGAGACAUUUACAAAGCUAGUAAGUGGCAGAGCCACAAGUGGGAUUCAGACCCAGGUGUGUUUGGCAACAAAGCCCAUGCUUGUGACCACCACCCUCUGCCUCCCAAAUAACUGUCCUUCUGGGAUUCUUCCCCGCAACAUAAGAAUUCUCAAGGAAGGACAGUCCUCUACCAAGAGUUACUGAAGGUUCUGGUUGACCUGAUCAAAUACUCUCUGUUGAUAGGGACACCAGGACCUUUGGGGAGGGGGAGAGCAAUGAACUGUGGUAUCCUUGGUCAUUUUGCUGGUUUGUCUCUCUCCUUGUGUCCAAAUAGGGGGAGCAGGGUUGAGGAAAUGAGGGUAUGUGGGAGAGGGGAUGAAGCAAGAAAGGGAAAAGAAUGUAGAUGUGGUUGUAACUGCCCCUGUAUUUUUCUUCCUUACUCAGACAGAGAGAAACCAGAGAUAAAGACCACUUCAUCCACAGGAAGAGGUGUCAGCACCUCAGCCCCUCCACCCCUUUCAAUCCCAGCACCCACUGGAUAUUUUUAGUACAGAAAAACAA
Molecule: messenger RNA, 1930 nt
Organism: Trichechus manatus latirostris (Florida manatee)
Lineage: Eukaryota; Metazoa; Chordata; Mammalia; Sirenia; Trichechidae
Gene: CUNH1orf56
Product: chromosome unknown C1orf56 homolog
Exons: 1
Coding region: 1-975 (324 amino acids)
Biological process (GO): regulation of cell population proliferation
Source: RefSeq, a predicted model, not a curated record